Molecule: messenger RNA, 3190 nt
Organism: Ctenocephalides felis (cat flea)
Lineage: Eukaryota; Metazoa; Arthropoda; Insecta; Siphonaptera; Pulicidae
Product: TELO2-interacting protein 1 homolog
Exons: 5
Coding region: 1-3108 (1035 amino acids)
Biological process (GO): chromatin remodeling
Cellular component (GO): cytoplasm
Source: RefSeq, a predicted model, not a curated record
AUGGAUGAAAAUUCGAGGCACAGUAGAUCAGGACCUGAAAGUCCACAAUCACCAUUGCUCAGAGCAGGCUUAGAGCAAAAUUCACCUGAAGCUUGGCAGGAGCGAUGUAUGGAACUUCAGAUUGAACUUCAUAGGACCAGAAGUCAAGCCACAAGGGUUCGAGAUAUGCUCCGUGAUAAGGUUCCCCCACCUACUGGCGCGAGCGAUCCUGCCAAAAAACCAGAUCUAUUGGACUUUUUUGUAUCAUCGGGUAUAAGCUCAAUUCACAAGGAAGUACGAGCAAGCUACGACUUAUCAUCUGACCAUAGUCCAGUAAUAGCCAGCAUAAGCACUUCGGCAAGAAAUGAUUCCUCAAUUGCAAACGAUUUAUGUGAUGUCAUCAGAAACAUAGAUGAAGACACUCUACUUUUAGUCAAGCCUCAUAUCUUGAUGGAAAUUUGCAAAUCUUUAAAGCUCGCAAACAACUCGGAUCGGAAAAUAGAAUUAAUUAAAGUAGCAAAAGUGUUAUUGGAUAAAACACCAGGAGGAGCUCUUCAACAGGGAGCAUCGGGUAACAGUGAUAGCAUUGCAAAUUGGGGUCGUGCGAUUGCUAUAGUAAUGGAAGAUGAGAAAAAAACUGAAAAUGAGGUGCUAACAGCAAAUGAUUUUCUAAAGCUUGUAAAUCCCGUGCAAGUUCCUGGAGAAAAAUCGGCAAAAGACUGGUCAAAAGCUGGAAAAUCAGAUCUCAUAGAGUAUCUUAAUGAGUCAAAACGUUCAACAAAAUGGAUGCAAGAAGCUUCUUCUAAAAUUGCUAAACUAUUUCCGCAUUUGACUCCGAUAAUUACUCAUGAACACCCCGAGGUUAGGUUGAUGCUUGUAUCAUGCUGCGAACUCAUACUAAAAUAUGCUUGGAAUAAUUGUGGGAUUUGCAACUCUGAUUUAUUGGUAAUAUUAUUUAGUUUAUCCAGAGAUGAAAACCAGAAAAUUGCGCAAGUCAGCGAAUCAAUUUUACAGAGCAUCAUAAAAGAAAGAGGUGCUAAAACUGUCGUGCGAGUUAUUGAAGGUGUUUUACAUAAACGGAUCUCUGACAUACCAAAUCUAAUCAAUACGAUUGACGAACGCGCCCUUAUGUCCUCAUUAGACUUUCUUAUCGGAGUUUCAAGUUGUUUAGGUAAAUUAGCUGAGGAAAUUUUUACUCUUCAAACGCAAGAGCGUUUAUUAGAUGUGCUGACAGUUGUUAUUCAAAUAGACAUAGCUGCCGUUUCUUUAGAUGAAAGUACGUCAGAAUUAGUGCUUUUGUCAGACAACGUAAAUCAUUUAUCUAUUAAAAAGUUGCCCCCAUUUUGCCACAUCUGUGAUAAUGAUAAAGAAAUCCUUGAAAAAAUUGAACUAUUAUGUUCUUAUUUAGGUUCUUGCAGCGGGACAUAUUUAAUUGACAUUUUAUUUACUCGCAUCGAGCACAUGGUUAAUACUUUAGAAUCAAUAAUUUUAUCAAAAUUUAUUCUAAAAAAAUCGGGUAGACAGUUUUUAGAAAUUUGCAAUAGCAUGCUCAAUUAUUGGCAAUAUUAUAACAUAUGGUAUUUACCAACCGAUAUUAAAGUUGAUAAAUCACAUGGGCUUGACUACAACAGCUGGUAUUACUCAGAUCGUACCCCAGGGUUAUAUGAAGGAAGCUUGGAAAUCCGGUAUACCGACAUGUCCAUCACAAAUGACGAUGAAAACAAAGAUCAACUUUUUUCUGAGUUCUGUAAAAAUUUACAUGAAGUAAAAUAUAAUACAUUGCUUAUAGCUUUGCAGUGUGAAGCCGUAGGAUCUAUGGCCAUUGUAAUGGGAGAGGACUUCAGACAUUUUUUUUUGAAAUAUCUGUAUCUAAUUAUUGAAAGAUGCGGCCAUCGCAGACAAUGUAUUCGAAAUUCCGCUUUUUCCGCUGCUAAAGAUUUGCAAACAUUUUCGAAAGUUGGUAGUUUUUCUGAGCUUAUAGAGGUUAAUGCAGAUUACUUAAUAAAUAGCAUAUCUGUUAAACUCAAUCACAUAAUACAUUAUAAUGCUCCUAAUACUGGAGUUCUAGAUGCUUUGGUGAUAGUGAUAGAAAAUUGCAAGAAUCCGACGCAUUUGAGGUCCUUUGCCGAUGUUUUAACAAAGUUGGAGGAGUUGGAUUUUAAGCAAAAAGAUGUUAUCAUUAGUUUACUGAAGGUGUACAAGGCAUUUGUAAAACAAUUAGCUUUUGUCCAUAGCACUUAUUCUGUGGCAUCUAAAAAAGUAGAGCCAUGCAGUACUAGUAAUCUAUUGCAUUCUAUUAAAGAGCUGCAACAGGCUAUUCAAACAGAACACGAUGAAAAUAUGAUAAAUAUUGAAGAUAUUAACGAAUCUGAAGCGUAUGAACUUACUUCAGAUGCAUGUAUGGAAGAAGAUGCUGAAAAAAACUUACCACCAGAUCACGUUACUUUGGUAUCCACAAUUUUAAAACGAAGCAUUCCAUUUGUAUCGUCAGAAAAUAAUUAUCAUAGAUUAUUAUCAUUAGAUAUAGUUCAUGCCGCAUUGCCGCUUUUGUCAGUGCACGAAGACACCUUAUUACCAGCCCUUCACGAAAUUUGGAACCCAGUAGCAUCGCGAAUGAGAGGAAGGACUGAUGCCGAAUUAAGCGUUUUAAGAAAGUCGUUUUCUGUAGCAUGUGCGCUAGCCUCCUUUGGGAAAGAUUUCUUGAGGCAACGAGCAAUCGGCAGUGUUUUGGCUAACGCAUUGAAUUUUCUGUUAUCAAAUGCUCAGGAAACUAAAUCAAAAGCAGAAUGUUCUGAAGCAUAUAGGCAUACUCAAUUAUUCAAAUUGCAACUUGAGAUACUUUCAGGUUUGGGAGAAUUAUGUUAUAACCUCCAGUUUGGAGAAAAGACUAGGUUCAAAGUUAUGGCGGCUAUAUAUAGAUAUCUUCAUGAGAACGCGAUUUCGGAGUUACGAGAAGCUGCCAAAAAUGCAUUUAUCAGGAUGGCAAAAGAUAAUCCUGCUGAUGUAGCACAUUUUUUGGCUACAAUUUGGCCUUUGCAAACUUUGUCUUGUGAUUUGGAAAGUUUUCAUUUGCAAAACUUUAGUACCAGUGUAUUAGAAAUAGAAAGAACAAUUUACGAAAGCUGGUGAACUUUAUAUUCAGUCUCCUUGGGAUUCACAUAGCGCAACGUUUCCGGAAUUAUUAUACCGAGGCACCUAAAUAAAUUCCAGA